This is a messenger RNA of Nilaparvata lugens (brown planthopper), 2760 nucleotides long. Its product is annotated as synaptic vesicle glycoprotein 2B. The record is from RefSeq and is a predicted model, not a curated record. Bases 199 to 1617 code for a protein of 472 amino acids. Gene Ontology annotation, biological process: transmembrane transport. The transcript has 10 exons. Gene Ontology annotation, molecular function: transmembrane transporter activity. NCBI's taxonomy places the organism in Eukaryota, Metazoa, Arthropoda, Insecta, Hemiptera, Delphacidae. Gene Ontology annotation, cellular component: membrane.
CACAUUCGAUAGUUCACCGCAUUCACGCAUUCCACAUCCAACUUUAUUUUCUUCAAGUUGUAGAUAAAGUGAGCGGAAAUUUAGUGGAAGACGCGAAAAGUUAGUGGAAAUUUAGGGUGAGGACGUAUAGUCCUCUUUAAUUUUCCACUUUUCUAAAAGAUUUCCUUUUGAUUUUUUCCUAAAAGAAAAUUCGAGAAAAUGUCUUCACUAAACGAGGAUUAUCAAAACUCAGGGAGUAAUCAGAAUCUAUGGACUGUAACGUUGACCAAAACUAACAUAACAGAGAAGAGUGAAAUCAGUAAAGAGGAAAAGCAUGAUGUCAACUAUGAAGAAGCAUUGUCUUUGACAGGAACGGGGAAAUUCCACACAUUACUUGCUCUUGUUAGUGGAUUGACAUUUUUGGCGGCAGGAUUGGAAACCAACCUGAAUGCCUACAUCCUGCCAUCGGCUCAAUGUGACCUCUCCCUCACAUCCGAGCAGAUGGGACUACUCAAUGCUGUUUUCCUUGCUGGUGCCCUGACGAGCAGUUUUCUGUGGGGAGCUUUGGCUGAUAUGAUUGGCAGACGAAAGGUGUUGGUAAGCGGAAUGCUGAUCGAUGGUCUUCUAACUCUCUUCUCCAGUUUGUCUCAGCGAUUCUAUGUUCUCCUCAUAUUCAGAUAUUUCAACGGUUUCAUAGUGGGAGGACCAAGUGCUCUGAUUCUGGCUUAUAUGGGAGAGUUUUUUCCAGAAAGACUGAGAGCCAAAAUGAUUUGCUAUGUAGGCGUUUCAUGGACUCUUUCUUGGGCAAUCAUGCCAGCUAUAGCCUGGAUUGUGAUCCCGAUGCAAUGGUCCUACUCGAUUAACAGUUUCAUCUUCAACUCGUGGCGAUUUCUGAUCGCGAUUGUGGCGCUACCUAGCCUCCUCAGUGCUCUCCUGCUCUCCUUAUUGCCGGAAAGCCCCCGGUUCCUGCUCACACAGGGCAGACAACAGGAGGCGCGUGAUACACUCGCUUCCAUCUACGCUUACAACACUGGCACGUCUACUGACCAAUAUGUGGUCAAAUCAUUGUGGUGUGAAGAAAGGAAAUCGGACAGCUGCUGUCAAAAUGAAUCGAGCAGCUCAGUAUGGCAGGCAAUAAGUGACCUGGCUCAACAAGGUCAGGGUUUGUUCUUGAUGCCAACACUCAAAACUACGACACUCACUUGCACUCUGUUUUUCACAAACAUGUUUGGGUGUAUGCGUUGCUAUGUUUCAGCGUUCCUCAUGUUUGCCUCUGGCUUCUGCGUUCUUGUCAUCUACUUCCUUCAGAACUCCACCCAGAAUCUGAUCGUUUCAGCUUUGUUCCAGUUUUUUAUUGGAACUGCGCACCUUGUCAUCAAUUCACUGAUUGUUGAUAUGUUUCCUCCAAGUAUAAGUGGCAUGGGCGUUUGCUUGACCAUAUUCUCGGGAAGAUUGGGAGCAAUGGUCAGUAAUCUUGUGUUUGGCCAUCUACUGGACAUUAGUUGCGCUGUGCCAAUCCUCUUAGUUGCAGCCGUCAGUUUUGGAGGAGGAUUUCUGAGUCUUCUGAUCCCCAAAUAUCCGUAUUCAGAAGACCAAGACAAAAUUGACCAGUUGAGGAAGUCGGUUGAAGACCGGUAAUGGCCCCUCCUAUAAGUACAGAAAUAAUGAAUCCUAAAACAUUUUGAUAUCAAGAAACUAAACUUUUUACAAUUAUUGCAGAAAUAAUAAAUCCUCUAAUAUUUCGAUAUCAAGAAACUAAACUUUUUACAAUUGCAGAAAUAAGUACAGAAAUAAUAAAUAUUAAAUAAAAAUACCAAGAAAUUGUCAAAAACCACAGAUUUAUUGAUACUUAGAAAGACCGGUUUCGGUUGUUACACCAUUGUCAAUCUCUGAUAAACUCAAACUCAGAGUUUGAAACCGGUCUUUCUAAGUAUCAAUAAAUCUGUGGUUUUUGACAAUUUCUUAGUAUUUUUAUUUAAUAUGAAUAAUUACCACAAUAUCAACUUCUCAACUACACAAAAAGUGAAAUAAUAAAUCCUCUAAUAUUUUGAUAUCAAGAUUCAGUUACAAGAUUUGAUUACAACUGCAGUAACCUUAUCGUAAAUUGGUUUUGUUGCGGAACAAAAUAACCUAUAGAUGUCCACUAGUUUAUAAUAAUUAUUUUCUUGGUUCAUCGUCCUAUUCUGUAAUAUUAGUUGUAAGUAGAUAAAUUUAGUAACAAAAUGAAUUUUCAGAAAAUAAUGUGUUAGUACAAGAACGAACUGGAAAGUGAUGUUACAAUAUGUGAUAAUAAUUACCGUAGCUCAGAGAAAACAGAUACGUAACAAGAGUACAUCAAGUACUUUUGCAUUACAGUUCUACUAGGAUACGAGUAUUUUUUAAAGAUUGAUCAGUUUAAAAGUGAAUGGAUGUAGACUGUAAAAUGAAAUAUAUUUCGUUAAUUUUCGAUAAGGGAGAGCCAUUUUGUUAGAGGGAAAAGCCUUCCAACAUCCAAAGAGAUCAAGACCUGGAAUAUAAUAAGUUCAAAUUUGUUAUUAUUAAGUAUUUAUCAUGACAAUUAUUAUACGGAUUAAACUGUUUGGUUGAUAGGCCAAUUGAUUGAUCGGUUUUAUACAACCUAUCAAACUUAAGUUCGAACUUAUCGAACUAGAUCAUAACUUUAACUAUUGUAAAUCGGUUUUUGAGAGCUGAUACUUUGUUUUAAUAACUUAGCUUUUAUUCAAUUUGUAUAAACUUAGUUGAAAAUAAAUUUUUGUGUAAUAAAAAACAAGUUGAUAAUCA